Molecule: messenger RNA, 2238 nt
Organism: Euleptes europaea (tarantolino)
Lineage: Eukaryota; Metazoa; Chordata; Lepidosauria; Squamata; Sphaerodactylidae
Gene: SH3BP1
Product: SH3 domain binding protein 1
Exons: 18
Coding region: 166-2223 (685 amino acids)
Biological process (GO): signal transduction; regulation of Rac protein signal transduction; positive regulation of GTPase activity
Cellular component (GO): cytosol; intracellular anatomical structure; cytoplasm
Molecular function (GO): GTPase activator activity; protein binding
Source: RefSeq, a predicted model, not a curated record
CAGAAUAGAGAAUGACAAGGAAGUGACAGGAAGAAGCCUGCUGUGGAGGAGGAGGAGAAGAGAGAGCAGCUGAUGGCAACAAGCGCAGCUGGCUUGCGCUGAGAGAAAAGACCCAGCAGGUUGGGUCAAUCCUUGCUUGGGACACUGUCCGCUCUUUCUCCCAAGAUGAUGAAGAGACAGUUCAACCGGAUGCGGCAGCAGCUCAGCCAUCCCAACAUCGGUGGACGAGCCCUGGAAACAGCUGAAUACUUGACUGAAGACAUGUUACAGAUUGAACAGAGAGUCGAACCUGCAAAACGUGCAGCACAUAAUGUACACAAGAGGCUUGUGGCAUGCCUCCAGGGCCCAUAUGGGGCUGAUGUGGAAAAACGUGUGAAAAAGUUGUCUUUGAUGUCACUGUCGGUUACCAUGGCUGAGAGCUUCAAAGAACUAGACACUGAUUCCAGCCUUGGGAAAGCUUUAGAAAUGAGCUGCUUCAUUGAAGGCAUGCUAGCCAAGAUCUUAGCAGAGUAUGAAAUGGCUCUGGAACGAGAAGUCCUACAGCCUCUGAAUAAACUGAGUGAGGAGGAGCUGCCUGUCAUCCUGAAACACAAAAAGAACCUUCAGAAACAUAUUCUGGAUCAGAACACCAUCAAGAGCCGUCUGAACCAAGUGGCCAAAAACUCCAGUAAUAGCUACAAUGAUGCCGCUGCAAUCAAACUGGAGAACCUGAAGGAGGAGGAGGAGGAGAUGAAAAGGAGGGUUGAACAGAGUAAGGAUGAGUACAUGGCAGACCUAUACCACUUUUCCACCAAAGAGGACAGCUAUGCUAAGUACUUUAUCAAAUUGCUGGAAAUCCAAGCGGACUAUCACAGGAAGUCCUUGGAAUCUCUGGAUGCUACCUUAGCAGAACUGAAAGAGACUCAUAGUCAGCCAGACUCCCCAUUCCUGUCGGAUACAGCUGUGCUAGGGGUGUAUGGGAUGCCUCUAGAAACUCAUCUGAAGAACUCUGGGCGAGAGAUUGCACUCCCCAUUGAAGCAUGUGUCAUGAUGUUGUUGACUUCUGGGAUACAGGAAGAGGGGCUCUUCCGGUUGGCAGCCGGGGCUUCUGUGCUGAAGAAGUUGAAAUACUGUCUUGCCAGUGGCUCAAGUGCUCUGGACGAAUUCUAUGCAGACCCCCAUGCAGUGGCAGGUGCCCUGAAAUGUUACCUGCGAGAGCUGCCCCAGCCCUUGAUGACCUUUGAACUCUACGAUGAUUGGCUCAAAGCUACCAUUGUCAAAGAGUCAGAAAGUCGACUGGAGUUGCUCAGGGACGCUUGCAACCGUCUUCCCAAAGACAACUACAACAACUUGAGGUAUCUGAUCCGGUUUUUAGCCAAGCUGGCUGAACAUCAGGAAGUGAAUAAAAUGACCCCAAGCAACAUUGCCAUUGUCCUAGGGCCCAAUUUGUUAUGGCCCCAACAGAAUGAAGGGAACCAUGUGCAGCUAGAUAUGGCCUCUGUAUCCUCCAUACAAGUGGUGGGAGUUGUGGAACCCCUAAUACAAAAUGCUGAGACCCUCUUCCCAGGAGAUAUUGACUUCAACAUCUCUGGACUGUUCACUCCUCCUGUACUGGAAAUCAAAGACACUGAAGUACCUUCAGUGGAAGAGCCCACGUACCGCCUUCACCCUGCUGAGCCAGUUUCCUCCUUGCCUGGAGAAAGAAAAAAUCCUGAGGUGGCCACAGGAACAGUUCUCCCAAAGGUGACCCAAAACUCUGAUGAAGCAGCAGUCACUUUGCCAGCUCCUGUUCCUGCUGAUGAUUCCUCAGCCUCACGCAAAUCAAAGCGGGUUGCCCCACCCCGACCCUUGGUGCCUCCACCCCUAGCCCAGCCUCGAACCCCUCCUCCUGCGCAGCAUCAGAGCCAACCUCCCACCUCAGAGCCUCCUCCCAUUCCUAAAGCCCUCCCUCGAAAAACAGCAGGAAGCUUAACGCGAGCUCCAUCCGUACCGCCACCACUUCCGCCACAGCCAACCAGGCGCCAGAGUCGCAAUGCUCCACUGUCCCCGAUGCCUCCUUCAGAACCUGUGAGCAAUGAGGCAGCAGCAACAGCAGCUGAAGAACAUCCUGCUGAUGACUGCAGUAUAGAAACAUUUGAAGAGUCCAUUCCUCUAGCAACAGGACAUGAUGAGUCAGCAUCUGCGGGAGAAAACAGCUCUCCAUCAGCAUCUGAUCCAAAGGUCCAGGCAUUGGAGAAUGACUGAGACAGAAGCAGCUGC